UCCUAGGAGUUCAGCAACAGUGCGAAAAAGGAGCCGAGAGUUUAUUAUUUUACCCACUAUGAGGUUUUUUACAGUGUUAGCGAGCAUUUAAAAGUCCUGUUUAAGUUUUGGAAGAGCUCUACAAAUGGAGGAGAAGGCCCAGAAUCCGGAGGAGGAGAGCUCCUUUGAAGCUCUGGAGAAGGAGUUCCAGGAGGUGUUGAAUGAGUUGGUGGGAGACAAGAGCCUGGAGAAGUUCCGCGUGGAGUAUGAGAAGCUCACCAAGGCACUGAAGAAGUCCCACGAGAGCGAGAAGAGGCUGAUGACGAAAUGCCGGGAGCUGAACGCAGAGAUCGUAUCCAACUCGGUCAAAGUGGCCACGGCAAUGAAGUUGUCUCAGGAGGACCAGACGACCAUUACGUCACUAAAGAAGGAAAUCGACAAGGCUUGGAAAAUGGUUGACACGGCUCACGAGAAGGAGCUGAAGGCAAAAGAAAGGAUUCAGACUCUGAAUCAGGAAAUAGCCAAUCUCACCAAGCUUGUGGAGCAAGGCGCUGGUUUAUCCACAGUCCAGCAGCACAGCGUGGGCGAUCUAUUGAAAAUCAAAGAACAGUUGACGGCAGAGAGAGACGAGCUGCUCUCUGAGGUGGUGACUCUUCGGGAAAACCUUACGAAAGCCACGGCCAGUCAGCAGGAGACAGAGGCGGCUAAGGAGAAGGCCCAGGAAACCAUCUCGCAGCUGCAGCAGGAGAUCCAGGUGCGUCAGAACGAGUGCUCUCGAGAGAUGCGGAGGAAGGAGAAGUUGGAGAAAGAAGUGAAGCAGCUGCACUCUGACCUGGAGGCCCGACAGACUGAGAUCAAAACGCUGACAACGCAGACCCACCGCACUAAAGACGAGCAGCAGAGGCUGGAGCAGCAGCUCCGCGAGCAGAAGAUCCUGAACGAGAGGGCCACUAAGGAGCUGGAGCAGCUGCAAGUGCGCAACACCAAACUCCAGCAGGAGAAUGAGCAGAACACUCUUACCCUGGAGCAGCUCUCCUUGGAGAAUAACCAGCGAACCUCAGACCUGAAGAUGAAGGAGGAGGAGGUGAAUCAGAUGAAGCAGCAGAUCGCUAAGCUCAAUAAGAUGAGGGAGGCCACCCAGAGGAAGCUGCGUCUGCUGGAGGACCAGAAACUGGAGGUGGAGCAGCAGAGAGAAACGCUGAAGAACCAGAUCACUGGCCUGGAGAAAGAAAUGGAAAUGGCGAAAAAGCAGACAGAGAACGACAAGAAGAAGGUGGACGAACUGGUCAGGGAAAAAGACAUCCUGAACAAGAACAUGAUCAAGGCAGCUAAUGCCACCGAGAAGCAGCUGGAUUUGGUGAAGUUGCACGAGCAGACAAAGAAAACUCUGGACCAGGAGAUACUGACCUACAGAGAUGAGGCACAGAAACAACGCAAAAUAAUCUUCCAGCUGGAGAAGGAACGAGACAGAUACAUCAACGAGGCCAGCGAGCUUACACACAAGGUUUUGCUGCAUAUGGAGGACAUCAAAGUGCGGGAGAUGCAGAUCUUUGAGUAUAAGAAGAAAAUCGCUGAAGCAGAGACCAAGCUGAAACAGCAGAUGAACCUCUAUGAGGCCGUCCAGUCUGACCGCAACCUCUACAGCAAGAACCUCAUCGAGGCUCAGGACGAGAUCAAGGCGAUGAAAGGCAAGCUGAAGAUCAUGAACCACCAGAAUGUCCAGCUCAAAGAGGAGAUCAGUGGCAAAGAGGCCGCUUUGGUCAAAGAGCACCUGGAGUUCCAGCGGGUGGAGAAAGAGAAGGAGGCUCUAAAGGCCGAGCUUCAGAAGAUGAAGCAGCAGGCCCAGGAGACCAAGCAGUUCAUUGACAAUCAGGAGGUGGAGGAGCGCAAGCUGUUGAAGAUCAUAGCGGACGCUGAUACUGAGAGAAUGCGGCAGAAGAAAGAAUUGGAUCAGGUGAUCAGCGAGCGGGACAUUCUGGGGACACAUCUGGUGCGGAGGAAUGACGAGCUGGCGCUGCUCUACGAGAAGAUCAAGAUUCAGCAGUCCAUUCUGAACAAGGGCGAGAUCCAGUACAACCAGAGAGUGGAGGACAUCCGGCUGCUCAAGAUGGAGAUCAAGAAGCUCAGGAGGGAGAAAGGCAUCCUGACAAAGACUGUGUCCAACGUAGAAGACCUCAGACGAGAGGUUUACCACAUGCAGAGGGAACUGCUUAAAGAGCGGACAAGAUGCCGAGCUUUGGAGGAGGAGCUAGAGAAUCCCAUGAAUGUUCAUCGCUGGAGAAGACUAGAGGCGAGUGACCCCAGCACCUUCGAGUUGAUCCAGAAGAUUCACUCUCUUCAGCGGCGGCUGAUAACUAAAAGCGAGGAGGUGGUGGAGAAGGAGCUUCUGCUGCAGGAGAAGGAGAAGCUGUAUGUGGAGCUGAAGCACAUCCUAGCUCGUCAGCCUGGUCCAGAAGCAGCAGAACAGCUUCAGAUCUACCAGCAGACGCUGAGGGAAAAGACCAAACAGCUCAAGGCUUUGUCAUCAGAACUCAACAUGUAUGAGUCUCAGACGCAGGAAUACAAGUAUGAGAUUGAGAGGCUAGUCCACGAGCUGCAGAACGUCAAGAAGAAAUACCUCGCCCAGAGGCGCAAAGAGCAGGAGUGCAGGGAGAAGGAGAGGAGUCUGACCCAGGCAGGACAGCCCGUCAUCCUGCCUCAGCGUGCUGACGGACCGCGCUUCACUGGAGGAGGAUUCAGCUUAAAGCAGCCCAGCAAGAUUGCUGCUUAGAACGCCACCAACCCCUCUCUC
Molecule: messenger RNA, 2770 nt
Organism: Colossoma macropomum (tambaqui)
Lineage: Eukaryota; Metazoa; Chordata; Actinopteri; Characiformes; Serrasalmidae
Gene: cfap58
Product: cilia and flagella associated protein 58
Exons: 18
Coding region: 125-2749 (874 amino acids)
Cellular component (GO): cytoskeleton
Source: RefSeq, a predicted model, not a curated record